AUGCGGUACCAUCUGAAACUUAGGUCGGCUAUCCAUGAUCCCCGUGGUCUUGAAUCAAAGGCUGGUUUGGUCGCCGUUGUGACAAUUCGGGCCCACCAUCGUCUAUUUACAAAGCCACCGGAAACUCCUUUAUCCUACUUUUUCUCAACAAUUGACCUUCGUUGUAGUUGUGACUUUAGCUCAGUGAGCUCACUUCCUCCAAACUUCUCUCCAGAGAGCCAAUAG
Messenger RNA from Protopolystoma xenopodis, 225 nucleotides. The record is from the annotation of a GenBank genome assembly. Lineage: Eukaryota; Metazoa; Platyhelminthes; Monogenea; Polystomatidea; Polystomatidae.